CCAGUGCCUCGAGCACCGGCUGCAAUGGAGUGGCUCGGUGCGAGCGGAGCGUGCAGCACGGUUUGGAGUCCCUCCAGUCAAAGGUCGUCGUAGUCAUGAUUAAUUUCAAUAAUUCACUCUGGUGCUGUAUCAGGAAAUGGACUGGGACCAGUUUGACUUGAACCCUAAAGUAAUUGUUGCCCUUAAGAAAGCUGACAUAAAAUCAAUAAAAGAGAUUUUAAAUCUUUCUGGAGCGGACUUGCAAAGACUGAUGAAACUGUCCAGUGCAGAUAUACAGUGCUUACUGAAAACAGUCUCUCGCACGCUGAGGAGAAAUAGUAUGCUUACAGCACUUCAGCUCUACCAGGAUGAAGACCACCUCACCUCCCAGCACCAGAAGCUAAGCCUAGGAUGUUCAGUACUAGAUAACUUGUUAAAAGGUGGCAUUCCUUUAGUGGGAAUCACAGAACUUGCCGGGGAAAGUUCUGCUGGGAAGACUCAGAUUAGUUUACAACUGUGCCUUUGUGUGCAGUAUCCUUACAAACAUGGUGGAUUAGAGUCUGGAGCUGUCUACAUUUGUACAGAAGAUGUAUUCCCAAGUAAACGUUUGCAGCAACUCAUAGAUCAACAACAUAAGCUGCGUGCAGAUGUUCCAGCUGAAAUCAUACAGAAGAUCAAAUUCGGAAACAGUAUUUUUGUUGAGCAUGCAGCAGACCUAGAUACCUUUCACAACUGCAUUACUAAAAGGAUUUCCCUACUGCUCACAAGAGGCAUGGUGCGGUUGGUGGUCAUAGACUCUAUUGCUGCUUUGUUUCGAUGCGAAUUUGGAGUUUCGGAUUCUGUUAUGAAGGCUCGGUAUUUGCAGACAUUUGGAGCACAGCUUCACAGUUUAAGCACUAGAUUCAGGACUCCGAUAAUGUGCAUUAAUCAGGUGACCGAUGCAGUGAGCGAGUCAGAAUCUGCUCAGUGCAGUUGUAGUGCAGCGGAUAACAGAGUCUCUCCAGCACUUGGAAUAACCUGGGCAAAUCAACUGCUAAUGAGACUGAUGGUCAGCCGAAUAUCACAACCUGAACAAUCAUCUGGAGUUGCGUCACACCACACUGGAAGCGUGAGGACUUUAAGAGUAAUUUUUGCUCCUCACCUACCUCCAUCCUCUUGCUACUAUACAGUAAAAUUGGAAGGUGUGAAAGGAAUAAAAUAAAUCCUUUGCAUAAUAAAGCAUCCUCCUCCAAAAAAGUAUCAAAACUACUUUGCUUCAGGAAGAAUUACUAGUAAAAUUAAAUUCAUCCUAGAUGAGAGAAAUAGAUGCUGAAAUACAUAAACAGUGAUAAGACAAUACAUUAAGCCUUGUCUACAUUGUGAAAGAAGAUCUUUUUUGUACUUGGAUGUAUGUUCAUCAGCUUUUCCUUGUGAGGUAAGUUUUCUGAAGGAGAGUAAAGCUGUGGGCAGGUGGAGGCUGCACAAUAAAGUGUGAUGUGGCAAUCCCCGUGUUAGGGGAGACCCCAUUUUUAAUUUUAAUAGCUU
Messenger RNA from Pygoscelis adeliae (Adelie penguin), 1503 nucleotides. It is a transcript of the gene XRCC3, whose product is annotated as X-ray repair complementing defective repair in Chinese hamster cells 3. The transcript is spliced from 8 exons. The record is from RefSeq and is a predicted model, not a curated record. Gene Ontology annotation, biological process: double-strand break repair via synthesis-dependent strand annealing; t-circle formation; telomere maintenance via recombination. Gene Ontology annotation, cellular component: replication fork; Rad51C-XRCC3 complex. The coding region runs from base 137 to 1180 and encodes 347 amino acids. Gene Ontology annotation, molecular function: ATP binding; four-way junction DNA binding; ATP-dependent DNA damage sensor activity. Lineage: Eukaryota; Metazoa; Chordata; Aves; Sphenisciformes; Spheniscidae.